AUGAAAGCCGUGGUCAUCAAAGGAGACAAAGCUCAACUCGUCCGGGAUAGACCACUUCCACGGUUGCGUGACGAUUAUGUCCUGGUCAAACCAUAUGCUGUAGCGCUCAAUCCGACCGACUGGAAACAUGUGGCCUUCAGGAGAGCCAAAGACGAUGCAUUGAUGGGAUGCGACUACGCCGGCAUCGUAGAAGAAGUAGGUCCUGCUGUGACCAAAGACUGGCAAAAGGGCGACAGAAUCUGCGGAUGUGCACAUGGGUCCAAUGCCGUGAAUGGAGAGGACGGCGUCUUUGCCGAAUAUGCUGUGGUCAAGGGAGACGUACAGAUGAGGAUGCCUGAUGGCUUGUCCUACGAAGAUGCUGCCACGGUGCCACUUUCAGCAAUCACCGUGGGACAAGGUCUUUAUCAGAAAUCCCUGAGGUUGAAGCUCCCGACAUGUCCUGAGAAGAACUCAGAGUACGUCUUGAUUUAUGGCGGAGGCACUUCCACUGGUGGCCUGGCAAUUCAAUUUGCAAAACUGUCGGGAUAUACAGUCAUCACCACAUGCUCUGAGAACCAGUUCGAUCGCCUCAAAGGCCUCGGAGCGGACUAUUGUUUCACUUAUACUGAUCCUGAUACUCCGAGCAAAAUUCGGAGACUGACAAACAAUGGACUCAAAUACGCAUGGGAUACCGUUUCGAUAGAAUCAUCGGCCAAGAUCUGUGCCAAUUCUCUUUCCACGGGCGCUGGUACUCGCUACGGGACCACAAACCCCAUCACCUCACCCAGGGAUGAUGUUGAGUCGAGUUCAGUCGUCAUGUAUACCAUGUUCGGCGAGGCAUUUGUCUUUGGACCUAGAACAUUUGCGGCUUCUCCAGAGGAUUUUGAAUUUGCAAAGAUGUUCAUGGGUCUUUGCGAACGAUUACUCGCUGAGGGCAAGUUGAAGACACACCCGGCGUUGGUUGGGGAUGGUGGACUGGCAGGUGUUAUCCGGGGAUUAAAGGACCUUCAAGACGGAAAGGUUCGCUCGGGCAAGUUAGUCUACCGGGUUGGGGAUACUCCUUAG
Messenger RNA from Fonsecaea nubica, 1044 nucleotides. RefSeq lists its product as hypothetical. Bases 1 to 1044 code for a protein of 347 amino acids. Gene Ontology annotation, molecular function: oxidoreductase activity, acting on NAD(P)H. NCBI's taxonomy places the organism in Eukaryota, Fungi, Ascomycota, Eurotiomycetes, Chaetothyriales, Herpotrichiellaceae. The record is from RefSeq and is a predicted model, not a curated record. The transcript has 3 exons.